AUGAGCGACUACGAAGACAUCACAGGCGCAAUGAAGGAUCUAAACAUUGGUGAGCUGACGCGGUACCAACCCUUGAUAAACGGCUGCAACACUACUCAAUCUCACGGUGGUGGAGAAGAGCUCCGCCUUGCACCUCUCAUCUGGUGGGACGUCAAAACCCAUCUGGACCAAUCUGAGAACCCGAACGAUCAGCUCAAACAGUAUGCUGUUCUAGGCCACGAAUCAUCCGCCACAUCCAACAGCGUUUACAAGCCUGUCUUACUCAACACCAACGCCCCUUGGUCUUCCUUCCUCUGCGGAUCGCAAGGGAGUGGAAAGUCGCAUACGCUCUCAUGUAUGCUAGAGAAUUGCAUCUUGAGCACACCGAACAUUGGCAAGAAUCCGCAUCCUCUUGCAGGUCUCGUACUCCACUACGAUGGUUCACGCGGCAGCGGAGUGUGUGAAGCAGCUUACCUCUGCUCGCAAGUCAAGACGAGGGUGCUUGUCAGCGCGAGCAACUACGGGAACCUGAAGAGCAAGUAUGAGGACAUGGCCAAGAAAUGUGGUGGGACUAUUGAAGUGCAGAAGCUGUUGAUUGCCACUGAUCAUCUCGACACCGAGCGGGUGAAAACACUGAUGGCAGUGUCGAAGGAUGGGGAGAUGCCUCUGUACAUUCAGACACUUGUCAAAAUCAUUCGCGAUAUUGCGAUUCAGAGCGGCGGAGUCGGGACCUUUGACUAUGGGCGACUGAAAGAGGAGCUCAGGGAUCAGAUGUUCUCUGAACGACAGAAUCAACCUCUAGCGCUGCGUAUCGAUCUUCUGGAGAGCUUCCUUGACGUCAAGCGGUCGUCGCGAAAGCCUGGAUACCCGGCCCCAGCUUGGUCCAAGAGUCCCGACUAUCUGAAAGGUGCUCCCGGUGAGCUUCUCAUCGUGGAUCUGACUGAUCCAGUUGUCGACGUUGACAUGGCGUGUGUUCUCUUCGACACAUGUUUGUCCAUAUUUCUGGCUCAGACCAAGUGCGGGAAAGUUGUCGCACUCGACGAAGCGCACAACUAUCUGCUCGCGGAAAAUGCAUCUGCGAAACAGUUCACCGGCAAACUUCUCAAGACCAUACGCGAGCAGCGACAUUUGGGCACGCGAAUCAUCAUCGCAACACAAGAGCCAACUCUGGACACAUCCCUGCUCGACUUAUGCAGCAUCACUAUGGUACACCGCUGUACUAGCCCUGCAUGGUUUGAAAUUCUUAAGAAACAUGUCGCAGCUCUAUAUCUCAGUAGUGGUGAAGGCGCUGAUGGUGUUACGAAAUCUGACCAAAAGUCGACCGAUCGAACUCUAUUUGCGCAGAUUGUGGCGCUGAGGAUUGGCGAGAGUCUACUGUUCUGCCCCACCGGUGCGAUGAGGAUGGAAGGUGAAAAUGUUGGGAGAAUGUUGGACGGCUUCAUAACGUUCCGCACAAGACAGCGGCUCACUGCCGAUGGUGGUGCGACCAAGCUGGCUUAUGACACUUGA
Messenger RNA from Parastagonospora nodorum SN15, 1488 nucleotides. RefSeq lists its product as hypothetical. The coding region runs from base 1 to 1488 and encodes 495 amino acids. Lineage: Eukaryota; Fungi; Ascomycota; Dothideomycetes; Pleosporales; Phaeosphaeriaceae. The transcript has 2 exons. The record is from RefSeq and is a predicted model, not a curated record.